Messenger RNA from Cuscuta campestris, 1145 nucleotides. NCBI's taxonomy places the organism in Eukaryota, Viridiplantae, Streptophyta, Magnoliopsida, Solanales, Convolvulaceae. The record is from the annotation of a GenBank genome assembly.
ACAUACUACCUCCGUCUCAGAAUAUUUGUCCACUUUCAUUUUUACACACCAUCCAAUACACUUCUUUAAUCCAUUUUAUCUUGUAAUUUGUAUAUUAAAAAAUUAUAGAAAUUAUAUAUUAAUAAUCUAUAUGUUAAGACAAAUCAAACAAGAUCACACAUGACUAUAUUUAGGCUUACACAUUGAGAGAAUUUGAUGAGUCAAAGAAGAAGGGCAGCUAGGGUGUCCACAACUCUGCUUUCUCCCGAUUCCCUGCCGAAUCGAUCCCUUGCUUCCAACAAAAUCAACUGCAACUCGAAAUUAAAAAGCCCUUUUCCGGCGUCUCGAUCCUCGUUUUCUUGUUAUUCCGGCGUCGCCGCCGCCGCCAGAAUGGCAGAUGUGUGGGCAUGGCUGCUCUCCUUCUUCAUUCUCGUUUCUCUUGUUGUCUUGGUCGUUUUCCAGCUUAUGUGCCUGGCUGAUCUAGAAUUUGACUAUAUCAACCCAUAUGACUCUGCCUCAAGGAUAAAUAAAGUUAUCCUCCCGGAGUUCAUCAUACAUGGAGUUUUAUCUUUCAUCUAUCUUGUGACGGGGCACUGGUUUGCUGCACUUCUAUGUGCUCCAUAUUUAUACUACAAUGUGACAUUGUACCUCGGAAGACAACAUUUGGUAGAUGUAACUGAGAUUUUCAAUCAACUAAAUUAUGAGAAGAAACGGAGGCUUUGGAAGCUUGGAUAUCUCAUUAUCAUGCUCUUCAUAUCCUUAUUCAUGGUAAUAUACAGCGCUUUGGAAGACGAUGAGGACUUGGUAUAGUUUCAUUGUCUCGGUGCAGACCAAAUAUCGGCUGAUGUUUUUGUCGGUUUGCGCUUGAGGAUCAUGCUUCUGUACACCAAAAGUGUUCCCCAAGUGUACACGACCCUAUUUUUUGUACUUCACAUACAAGUAUUCGUAUGUGCCACACAUAUGAGUUGUGUCUGAAGUGCAAAAAAAGCGGUGUAAAUUUGGCGUGCACUUUUUUGGUGUGCAAAUAGUUUAAUCCAUAGUUGUGAUAGGAAAUUCUUGUUUUCAUGUUGUAAAAUUGCCUUUUGGAAUCCAUUUCAAACUCAACAUUUUUCACUUUGCCCUCUUGUAUUUUUCUUGCUGAUUGAAUCCCAAGGAUUGUUGGGUAA